Synchiropus splendidus (mandarinfish) is the source of this 2920-nucleotide messenger RNA. RefSeq names its product ligase IV, DNA, ATP-dependent (gene lig4). The record is from RefSeq and is a predicted model, not a curated record. Gene Ontology annotation, biological process: immunoglobulin V(D)J recombination; DNA biosynthetic process; nucleotide-excision repair, DNA gap filling. Gene Ontology annotation, cellular component: DNA ligase IV complex; DNA-dependent protein kinase-DNA ligase 4 complex. The coding region runs from base 70 to 2793 and encodes 907 amino acids. NCBI's taxonomy places the organism in Eukaryota, Metazoa, Chordata, Actinopteri, Syngnathiformes, Callionymidae. The transcript has 3 exons. Gene Ontology annotation, molecular function: ATP binding; DNA ligase (ATP) activity; DNA binding.
GGACCGUUUGUGAACCAGGAAGUCGUGCGACGCUGUCAAGUUUCACCUGAGAAGACAAGGGAUACAAUCAUGGCAGAAGCGUCGAGCCACACGGCUGCUGGUCAGUCGUCGGUGGCGGCUCAGGUUCCCUUUGUCGACUUGUGCACUGUUCUAGAGAAAAUACAGAAGUCCAAACUCCGCCCGGAGAAAUCUAAAAUCCUUGGAGACUUCAUCCAGUCUUGGAGAAACUUCCAUUCUGCACUGCAUGGCAAUGGCCAAAAUACACAAGACUCCUUUUACCCAGCAAUGCGUCUCAUUGUCCCGUCUUUUGAACGAGAGCGAAUGGCUUAUGGCAUCAAAGAGAGCAUGUUGGCUAAACUCUACAUAGACGUGUUAGGCCUGCCGAAGAACGGCCCCGAGGCAAAUAAACUGUUGAACUAUAGAGCACCGACCACAUCUCAGGGGGACGCUGGCGACUUCGCCAGCAUGGCGUACUUUGUCCUGAAGAAACGUUGCACCAACCAGGGGAACCUCAGCAUCAAAGACGUCAACGACUUCCUGGAUUCAGUUGCCAUGAAUAACGCCAGCAAGAAAAAGGAUCUAGUGAAAAAGAGCUUGCUGCACCUCAUAACGCAGAGCACAGCUCUGGAGCAGAAAUGGCUCAUCCGGAUGAUUCUGAAGGACAUGAAGGUCGGGAUUAGCAAGGAAACUGUUCUUCAAGUCUUUCAUCCCGAUGCUGCUGAACUGUACAACGUCAACACAGACCUGAACAAUGUUUGCCGGCAGCUCCACAACCCCUCCGUUUCCUUAAGUGACGUCUCCAUUGGGCUGUUCUCUGCCUUCAAGCCCAUGCUAGCUGCUGUGGCAAACAUCCGAAAUGUUGAGAAGCAGAUGGGUAACAGUCCUUUUUACAUAGAAACCAAGUUGGAUGGGGAACGUAUACAGCUGCACAAAGACGGUGAUGUGUACAAGUACUUCAGCAGAAACACUUUUCAAUACACUCAGCAGUUUGGAGGUUCACCAUUAGAGGGCUCGCUGACUCCCUAUAUCCACAAUGUCUUCAAGAGCCAUGUUGUUAGCUGCAUCCUUGAUGGAGAGAUGAUGGCCUACAACCCCACCACAGAGACCUUCAUGCAAAAGGGCAGUAAAUUUGACAUCAAGAGGCUGAUGGAAGACUCCGAGCUACAAACAUGCUUCUGUGUUUUUGACGUCUUGCUUAUUAAUAACCAAAAACUCGGCAAAGAGACGCUGAAGAAGCGGUACGAGAUGCUGCAGACAAUUUUCACCCCGGUUAAAGGGAGGAUUCAGUGGGUGGCAAAGACAGAGGCCAGGACUAUGCAAGAGGUGGUGAAUUCACUCAACGAUGCCAUUGACAACAGAGAGGAGGGGAUCAUGGUGAAGGAUCCGCUCUCUAUUUAUAAGCCAGACAAACGAGGGGAGGGGUGGCUGAAGAUAAAGCCGGAAUAUGUGGAUGGACUGAUGGAUGAGCUAGACCUGCUGAUUGUCGGAGGCUACUGGGGUAAAGGACGGAGAGGCGGGAUGAUGUCCCACUUUCUUUGCGCUGUUGCAGAAGCUCCCAAACCUGGCGAGAAACCCUCUGUCUUUCACUCCAUCUGUCGUGUUGGUUCUGGCUACACCAUGAAGGAGCUGUACGACCUUGGCUUGAAGCUGGCCAAGCACUGGAAAGUCUACCGUAAAAAUAAUCCUCCAGCGUCCAUCCAGUGUUCAACUGAGAAGCCAGAAGUCUAUAUCGAACCCUGUAACUCAGUGAUCCUCCAAGUCAAGGCGGCAGAGAUCGUCUCCAGCGACAUGUACAAGACCAACUGCACACUGCGCUUCCCCAGAAUUGAGAAAAUCCGCGAGGACAAGGAGUGGUACCAGUGCAUGACUCUGGCUGAGCUGGACCAGUUCCGUGGUAAGGCUUCCGGGAAGCUGGCCUCACGCCACCUUCAAAUCGGUGAAGACGAACCACAGAGAAAGAAGCGCAAGCCACAAGCCAAACCCAAAAAAGCCGUCGGGAUUGUCGACCACUUUAAGAGUCAAGACCUCUCAGGGGUCGCCAAGGAGAUGGAUAUGUUUGAGGAUGUGGAGUUUUGCAUCCUCAAUGGCACAGACGAGCAUCCCAAGUCAGAGCUGGAAAGGGGCGUGGUCAGGUGCGGUGGUAUUGUGGUGCAGAACCCUGGCAGGGACACCUACUGUGUAAUUGUGGGCCUGGAGAACAUGCGUGUGAAGAACCUGAUUUCCUCCAACCAGCACGACGUGGUCUGGGCCACCUGGCUGCUGGAGUGUCUGGAUCAGAAGCAAGUGCUGCCAUGGCAGCCACGUCACAUGAUCCACAUGUCACCGUCCACCAAAGAGCACUUUGCCAAGGAGUACGACAGCCACGGCGACAGCUACUUCGUGGACACAGACAAGCAGCAGCUACAAGAGGUGUUCAGUCGGAUUCCUGUCGCAGACAUGGAUGUUGACGUUGGACUGGUGGAGGACAAGUACGACUGGCAGCUUUCCACCAGCAUGUUCAGGCCUUUCAGAGCUUACAUGGACAUCUACACGCAGAUUGGAGACCCUGGCUCUGCCAUGGAGGCCAGUCCAUUAGACAUAAGGGAGUUGGAGUUUCGCUAUCAUGGUGGUACUGUGGUGAAGCGUUUGGAGGAAGGGGUGUCACAUGUCAUUAUUUCCGAGGAAACAAGGCUUUUAAAUUUGAGGGCAGUAAGGCGCCGUUUUACAGGGAAGUUUAAGAUUGUUAGAGACUCUUGGGUGAUUGACUCCAUCCAGGCAGGACACCUGAUGGACGACAACAACUACCUGGUUUAAAAUGACUCACUGCAGGUUUUAAUCGCUUUGUACAUGUGUUUUAACUGAAAAGCAGCCAAGCCUUUAUCAUUUUAAGGACAAAUCUCAUGAAGCAUUUUUUAACAAUUUUAAAUGAAUGAAUUUUGAA